Colletotrichum phormii is the source of this 1014-nucleotide messenger RNA. RefSeq lists its product as uncharacterized. The transcript is spliced from 2 exons. The coding region runs from base 1 to 1014 and encodes 337 amino acids. Lineage: Eukaryota; Fungi; Ascomycota; Sordariomycetes; Glomerellales; Glomerellaceae. The record is from RefSeq and is a predicted model, not a curated record.
AUGGACCUGGAACAUCACCCCGGAGGAAGUGGAGGUGGAGGAGGCGGUGGUCGUGGCGGUGGAGAGUGUAAGGGUGGUGAUAAGCCACCUGGUAUGCCCGGUAUGCCUGGUGGCGGCGGCGGCGGCGGCGGCGGUGGAGGUGGAGGUCACGGAGGCGGCGGCGAGGGCGGAGGUAAGCCUGGUGAAGGUGGCAGACACGGUGGAGGAGGUGGUGGGAAGGGCGGCGAUGACUGCAAGGGCGGGCACGGAGGCAAGCAGCCGCCUGGUAUGCCUCCCGGUAUGCCUCCCGGUAUGCCUCCCGGUAUGCCUCCCGGCGGUGGCGGCGGCGGUGGUGGUGACAAGCCUCCUGGUAUGCCCGGCGGAGGUGGUGGAGGCGGCGGUGGCGGUGGUGGAAAGGGAGGAGAUGAAUGCAAAGGCAACGGAGGCGGCGGAGGCGGAGGCGACAAGCCAGGCGGUGACAAGCCCGGCGGCGGUGGAGGAGACAAACCCGGUGGUGGCGGCGGCGGCGGCAUGACGGAAUGCAACUCGUUCCGCAUGCGAGCCAAGGGCUCCGUCUCGGGCUGGGUCGGCCAACUGGACAGCGGCCAGCUGAGAAUCGGCCUCGAGCCCGUCAUCCUCCGCAUGGAAAAGGGCGAGAUUGUCGAUACCCGCCGGCGCGGCAUGUGGUGGACUCCCCCUACCGAGACGCUUCAAUGUGAUCAGGGACAGAAGCCCGACAAGGGCUGGAGCGCGGGCUGCGACGGCCGGAUGAAGUUCCAGGACCAGGCGCGGUACUUCCAGUGCGAGGCGGAGGACCAGACGUAUAACCUGUACAAGAAGAACGAUCAGGGCGUCAACUGUGGUGAGAUUACGCUUUAUAUGAGCGGUUGUGGGCGUGGGGAGGGUGAUGGCAUGGGUGAUAAGCCUGGUGGUGGUGCAGGUGGUGGUGGCCAUGGAGGUGGAGGGAGGCCUCCUGCGAAUGAGACUGCCACUCCUCAGAACGGGAACAAGCCUAUGCCGCCUCCUGGAAGGUGA